Physcomitrium patens is the source of this 2504-nucleotide messenger RNA. The record is from RefSeq and is a predicted model, not a curated record. NCBI's taxonomy places the organism in Eukaryota, Viridiplantae, Streptophyta, Bryopsida, Funariales, Funariaceae.
CCGACAAGUCCGCGCAUGACCGUGGGCUCGUCCUCGUUCAUGACCACGAUGCAUCCCAGCCUGCUGCGUCGACAUUUUGUGGUGCGAGUCGUCCGAUUGCGAGCAACUUUGCUUGUGUCUGUGCUGAUCGCGCCGAUCUCAUGACUCCUGCGUUGUUUCUGAAGGGGAAAAUCGAUUGAAUUGGAGGUUUCCCGAGUUUUUCAGAUGUAAUUUACAGUGUUUCGAGUUUCCCAAUUGUUUGUUAAAUGUUGGCGAAUUCCGCGAUUUGUAUCUCUGAUGUGUGCGUGUAGUUGCGAUUCUAAUCGUGUGAACGUUGUUUGUGAUGUUUUUGUGUUUUUUUUCUGUCGUUUGUCGUUGUGGCCGUCUCUGGUCAUGGUUUUCUGAGGUUUGCGUUUGUUUAGAGGGUGUUGAAAGGGUGGUUCGGAAAUCGCUGGUCGUUUUUCAUGGUCUUUCGGGGGUCUAAGUAUAAGGUCUCUCAUGCAAGCAGCGAAUUGAGUCUCCUAAAUGUGUCAAUUGGACUAUCGCCUGUAGUUCUCACGUCUGAACAGAUGUCUUACUUGAGAAAGUUGUCACCAGCAAUGCGGCUCGUGCCUCUUGUGUUGGUACUUUCCUGUUUCAACAAGGAUCCCUUCUCGGUUUUUCUUGAGUUUUCCUACGAAUCGUGGCACGCAUAAUGGCGAGGGUUUCAAGAUAUAGCGGAGUGAAAAACUUGAAUUGAUCUUUGAAGCAGUUUUCGAAUGUGCAGCUUUUGGGUUUGCGAAAUCUCUGGACUGUGCUCUUCAUCUUUAAGCCAACUGAGUAUUUCGAUCUUCAACAUCCUUUGAGAUAGUGAACGUCUCAUGUUAGAAACCAUUUGAUCAUGGAAUCAAAUAUCGUUAACCGACUCUUCCUUACUCGGUCCUAAUUUUAUACCGAUUCCCUUUCCCUGUCCACUUGCUUGCCUCCCGUGCCGUAUUCGUGAAGCUUCGGCGUUGCCUGGGGCUAUCCAGAAAGUACUCGAAUUGAAUUAUACUGUCCCUGCUCAUGUGCACUACACCUUUAGCGGUUACAUAACUACUAGAUUACGAGGGUUUUGUUGGUCGAAAUGGGUCAAUUUUCUCGUUGGUUUGCUGCGAAGAACUCUGGAACCAUCACCCUCAUCCCCUAUGCAUUUUCUGUCUUUGCCACAGACUUUAAAUUCAAUUGGGAGUAUUGUCUUUGUCGAGGGUUUUUUCCCUGUUAUUAAAAGCGCUCGCUGGCAUUGUGACUAUCUUUGAAGCCGCCCGGGAAGUCCUUUUUCAAAGGUUUCCUGAAAAUUGUGGAUCCUAUCAGUAUGUGGCCUAAGUUGACAACUUGAACCACAACUCGAGCUCUGCAAAACAGUUUUCAAUUCUAAUUCUGGGUCAUUGCUGUGAUUGCUGAAAGACGACCAAAUGCCAGUCUCAUUCAUACUUCUCUGUUUAAACAUAGUCGAUUCGAACCACAGAAUUUGGAUUGUAUACAAAUGAGAAGAGCAAUCAGUCUCUUUUAGGAAAACCAAUGCUCAGCGAAGGUUGUCCUGAACCAAACUCGUCUUCGACAUUUAGUUGGAAUAACUCAGGCUCAUGUCAGUAUUCUCACCAUUGUUAAUCACUGUAACCACGAUUGCAGUGUCACUUAAUUUCGGUCUACGCUACAAUUUCUGACAAAAACAUUCAACUCACUAGACAGCGAAGAUGAGCCACGUACAGGAUGAAAAGAUGGUGAGCUCGGGUGGUUCCCUCUCGCAUGACUUCUUGCGGCUGAUCUGGCACCUAAUGAAGUUGAUGUUGCUGACGAGCCUAUUGUGCGCGACGUUGCUAUUUUUACCCCAUACAACCUGUCGAAGCACAGUUGGCCGUGUGAUGGUGGCAAAUAACGACUCUGUGAGCGUUUCGCCACUACAAGACCUGCUUAAGGGGCAAACGCUGGGAGUACAGAUGUUAGAUACCGACUCUGAAAUGAUGAGGACAAUGAACGAGCAUUCUACAUUGGAGCUCAAAACAGUAGUAAUAGCAGAGACGGUAGUUCCAUACGAGGACCGCCACCUUCUGUCCGUGUAUGUUAAACAGCAGCUCGAUGCAUCAGAUGUUACGAGUGAAGCUCAGAUGGAAGCUGUGCUAACUAUGGUCAAUUUGGCACCGAUGGAAGCUGUUUUGAGCAAGGAAGAGAUUGGAGAGAAGGGAUCUCUUCGCAACUCUGCUGUUUUGGCUUUGAUCAAGAAAUACGCAGAGAACGUUCACUUUAUGCUCAUCGGGGUGCGAGCAGAGCCACGGUUAGGUUUGUAUUGGAUUUCCCUUUCUCAGCGUAAUGCGUGGAAUGAAGUGUUGUCUCGAGUCCUAGUUGACAAGAUCCGAGGUGAGGCUAGGAAUUACCUGUGGCAUCGCCACGGCAAUGAAGUUUCCGAUCACUUGGUUGGAGCUAGGACUGAACUAUGAGACAUUGAUCUUUCACCCCGCAGACUUAGUCUUGAGGGUGGAGUUUUUGUGAAGCGCUCCAAGCGUAAU